GCACGAUCGCAGUUCUCCCGUCGCUCAACUGGCGGCAACAUGAAGUCGGCUCUCUGUUUGCUCGCCGUGCUGGCGGCUGUGGCUGCGCAGGUCAGGAGGCCGUCAGGCUUGUACCAGACCCCCGCUCGCGGCUCCGGCAUCGCGGGUCAGGUGUCGGAGAGUCACCAGACGUCUACCGCAGGAGAUGGCCUAGGAGGCGGCUCAGGUGGCCAGGUUGUUGGAGGUGGAGUCAGCACUGGUGGUCAGUUGGUUGGAGGUGGAGUCAGCACUGGUGGUCAGUUGGUUGGAGGUGGAGUCAGCACUGGUGGCCAGUCGGUUGGAGGCGGAGCCAGCACUGGUGGCCACUCGGUUGGAGGUGGAGUCAGCACUGGUGGCCACUCGGUUGGAGGCGGAGUCAGCACUGGUGACCAGUUGGUUGGAGGGGGAGUCGGCACUGGUGGCCAGUUGGUUGGAGAUGGAGUCAGCACUGGUGGUCAGUUGGUUGGAGGUGGAGUUAGCACUGGUGGCCAGUUGGUUGGAGGUGGCGUCAGCACUGGUGGUCAGUUGGUCGGAGGUGGAGUCAGCACUGAUGGUCAGUUGAUUGGAGGUGGAGUCAGCACUGGUGGUCAGUUGGUUGGAGGUGGAAUCAGCACUGGUGGUCAGUUGGUUGGAGGUGGAGUCAGCACUGAUGGUCAGUUGAUUGGAGGUGGAGUCAGCACUGGUGAUCAGUCAGUUGGAAAUGGAGUCAGCUAUGGUGGUCAGUUGAUUGGAGGUGGAGUCAGCACUGAUGGUCAAUUGAUUGGAGGUGGAGUCAGCACUGGUGAUCAGUCGGUUGGAAAUGGAGUCAGCUAUGGUGGUCAGUUGACUGGAGGCGGAGUUAGCUCUGGUGGACGGCCGGUUGGAGGCGGAGUCAGCUCUGGUGGACGGCCGGUUGGAGGCGGAGUCAGCUCUGGUGGACGGCCGGUUGGAGGAGGAGGAAGUGGAGGCAGUGGUGGGUCGGUCCAGUCCUCCGUGUCCUCUUCCAGCCUGUCCAAGCCGGGGUACGGCCACGGCAGUGGUGGCUCGGCCAAGUACUCCCAGUCCUCCUCCAGUCUGUCCCAGCCGGGGUACGGUGGCGGCAUUGGCGGCGUCCAGACGAGCCAGCUCCAGACAAGCGGGCUGCCGUCGGCCCAGCAAGGCAGCUUCUCCAGCCAGACGCUUCCAUCCGGGGCCAACCGGCGACCCACCAACGAGUUCCUGAGCAACCCCAGCAAGUUCGACUCGGCACGUCCGGCAAUCAUUCCGAGGCCGUCCGGCGGGGACAAGCCCGACUACCAGGCGAACAUCUUCCUGAGCGGCCAGGCCGGCGCAGCAGGACCGCAGCUGCAGGGCAGCUCGGUGAGCAGCUCUUCCAGUCAGGGAACUUCGGCUCAGACAACCGGUGGAAGACAGCCCGGGCAGGGCGGGGAUGGACCUGCUGGAAGCGGUUCCCAGCCCGGUUCCGGACAGUCAGGUUAUGGAACUGGAGUUUCUGGCCAGGGACUCCAGUCCCAGGGAGGUAGUGGAGGCGGUAUUGGCCAGGUCGUUUCUGGAAACGGUAUCGUUGGCCAAGGACCUCAGCUCCAGGGAUCCAGCGGAGGAAAGCCAGGACGGGGCGGAUCUGGAUUUUCUGUAGGUAGUGCCCAUUCUAUUGGUGGCCCGGCCGGCUCUGGAGCUGGUAUUUCUGGCCAGAGCUCCCAGUCGCAAGGAGGUAGUGGAGGGAGACCGGGACAGGGUGGGUCUGGAUCUUCCGGAAAUGGUAUUGCUAGCCCAGGUUUCCAGUCCCAAGGAGGUAUUGGGGGACAACCAGGACAGAGCGUGUCUGGAUUUUCCGUAAGUAGUGUCCAGUCUAGUGGUGGCCCCGCCGGUUUUGCAAAUGGCAUCUCUGGUCAAGGCUUCCAGUCACAGGGAGGUAGCGGUGGAAGACCAGGACAGGGAGGACCUGGAUCUCCUGGUGAUUACCAGCCUAGUGAUGGCCUGGCCGGCUCUGGAAAUGGUAUCUCUGGUCAGGGCUUCCAGUCCCAAGGGGGUAGCGGUGGAAGACCAGGACAGGGAGGAUCUGGAUCUCCUGGUGGUUUCCAGUCUACUGGUGGCCCCGCCGGCUCUGGAAAGGGCUCCACCGGUCAGGGCUUCCAGUCCCAGGGAGGUAGCGGUGGAAGACCAGGACAGGGAGGAUCUGGAUCUUCUGGUGAUUACCAGCCUAGUGGUGCCCCGGCCGGCUCUGGAAUUGGUAUCUCUGGUCAGGGCUUCCAGUCCCAAGGGGGUAGCGGUGGAAGACCAGGACAGGGAGGAUCUGGAUCUCCUGGUGGUUUCCAGUCUGGUGGUGGACCGGCCGGCUCCGGAAAUGGCAUCUCUGGUCAAGGCUUCCCGUCCCAAGGAGGUAGUGGUGGAAGACCAGGACAGGGAGGAUCUGGAUCUUCUGGUGGCUUCCAGUCUAGUGGUGCCCCGGCCGGCUCUGGAAAUGGUAUUGCUGGCCAGGGUUUCCAAACCCAGGGAGGAAGUGUAAGAAGACCAGGACAGGCUGGAUCUGGAUCUCCUGGUGGUUUCCAGUCUACUGGUGGCCCGGCCGGCUCUGGAAAGGGCUCCACUGGCCAGGGCUCCCAGUCCCAGGGAGGCAGUGGCAGGCCUGGACAAGGUGGAUCCGGAGCUGGGAGCCAGUUCGGUUCUGGAAAGGGCGUCACUGGCCAGGGCUUCCAGUCCCAGGGAUCCGUCGGCGGAGGAAGACGUCCAGGUCAGCAGACGAUCUUCCGUCCCUCUAGCGGCACACCCUUCGGCCAGGCUGGUGUGGGCAACCAGAUCCUGCUGCUGAACACGAACCCGGGCCUCGGCGGCUCGGGCCCGCUGGGACAUCAGCUGGGUACCUGCUCCGCCUCGCUCGUCUGCGUACCCGUCGCCAUGUGCAACCCCUACACGGGCUUCGUGCGCGGUGGGCUGCGCUUUGAGCCGAAGGAGCCGACCCUGCAGCCCACUGUGGCACUCGACCGCUGCAACCAGCUCAAGGACGGCGGCGUCGGUGACGGCGUCUGCUGCCAGAUGCCGCACAUCAACGACCCCUGGCCCCGUCAGUGAAGCGGCACGCACGGUGAUGUCUGUGACUGCGCUGCUCGGGCGUUGGCAGUGCCUUUUCGCUAUGGAUUCCAUGCUUGUUGUACACAAGUGUCGGCUGUUAACGAGCGAACGAUGUGCAGUGGGACUGCUGAGCAGCGCUGUGUGCUUCACUUGUGCCGGGUUUCCUUGACCCGCCCCUCCGCCAGACCAGUGGCGCUGGUGGCCUGGGGCUGACCGCAUUCGUCCCGGUGCUAUUUGGUGGUCUGCAUGUUUAUUUAUUUAUUACUUUCAUGCCAUGAUCAGGGCAAGUUAUGCAUAUGUCACAUGCCUGACGUGCGAGCACAGCUAACCUGAAUACAUAUGAUAAAUGCAAAGUGUUGAUUUUCUUCGCUGGUACGAAUGUUUUUACCGGUGACUAUACAUACGAUAAGCCUCAAGAGCCCUGUUUCACUGGUCAGUUGAUUAUCAGCCAUGACCCGCCAGGCGUAUCAGGUCAGGUCGGAUCCAACGCGAGCGUCAGUCUCUAGCCGUGCCAUGCAUGGGACACAGCAUGUUGCGUUAUCCAUG
Pollicipes pollicipes is the source of this 3612-nucleotide messenger RNA. RefSeq names its product putative PE-PGRS family protein PE_PGRS46. Bases 40 to 3066 code for a protein of 1008 amino acids. The transcript has a single exon. The record is from RefSeq and is a predicted model, not a curated record. NCBI's taxonomy places the organism in Eukaryota, Metazoa, Arthropoda, Thecostraca, Pollicipedomorpha, Pollicipedidae.